Messenger RNA from Cyprinus carpio (common carp), 4240 nucleotides. Its product is annotated as WAP, Kazal, immunoglobulin, Kunitz and NTR domain-containing protein. Gene Ontology annotation, molecular function: protein binding; serine-type endopeptidase inhibitor activity. NCBI's taxonomy places the organism in Eukaryota, Metazoa, Chordata, Actinopteri, Cypriniformes, Cyprinidae. The record is from RefSeq and is a predicted model, not a curated record. Gene Ontology annotation, cellular component: extracellular region.
CCCCGGGCGCUGGAUAUAGCUGCCCACUGCUCCGGGUGUGUGUUCACGGUGUUUUCACUUCUCACUGCUGUGUGUGUGCACUUGGAUGGGUUAAACGCAGAGCACCAAUUCCAAGUAUGGAUUACCAUACUUGGAAAAAGUCACGACUUUCACUUUCAACAUAAAUCACAGGUUAUUUACUGUACAAAAAAAAAAAAAAAAUACAAUUGAUUGGAAGUUUUAUUUAGAUUUAAGUGAUACCGUUAAACAUUAUACUGAAUGACAAAAUAUUUUACUGUUAUACAAACAGUAAAAAAAAAAAAAAAAAAAAAGUAUUAAGGUAUCAGAAUAAAUAUAAAACAAGGCCAAAAUUUGGACAAAAUUAAAAGUUGGUCAAAAAGUAUAAUCAGAAUAUUUUAAAAUCAUAUUUAUUAUUGCUUUUGUUUAUGAAUGUGUUUUAUUUCUCUUGUUUGUUAACUGUGAACUUUUCUGUUGAUGCUCUUUAAUGUUCUGUUUGAACAAUUUAAUUUUUGUUCCUUUAAAAAAAAAAAAUCUAUGAGACGCCUCGUGAAGCCGAACACACGUUUUGUGUUCAGUGUGUUUCUACAGCAGUAAUGAUGCAGAAACUGAGCUUUCUGAAAAACUCAAUCAACAGAACCAGGCUAGUGAAGACCAGUCCUCAUAAAUCAGAGCUGAAUGAAUGAAUGGAGUGUUUGAAAGCCGGGCUGAAUUUGGAGGUCUUUCAUUCAUCUCACACGGAGGGCCGUGACCUGCUCUGUGGGACGGUCAGAAGUCAGCGGAGGUGUCAGGGCCGCGGUCAGUGAAUGAAAGGCCUGGGGCUCCUCAGAGGACAAAGAGACAUGGUCAGAUAUUGAGCUCGACUUGCUUUCCCAGCAGGCUUUGCAUACUAAAGCAUGAGAGAGGAGCUUCAUCGCUUUCCAGAUCAUGGGACAAUUGCCACACCAGCCUUACUGAGGAAAACCUCCUCCAUGUCAACAUCCAUCGUUUAGCUGUCCUGUCCUGUCCUGUCCUGCUGGAUUUCAUUCACAGAGGAGAUGGUCUAGGAUCACACGGCUCGCACUUCUUUCAUCUCUUAACGACGUUUGUGCAGUUGCUUGUGUUCAUAAACCCCCGACGCCUGCCGAGCACAGGACAGACCAGCGGCUCUCAGUCCGGCGUCUGGACGUCUCACUCAUGCGGCUCUCUGGAUCUCCUCUCAGACUCCUCUGCUCUCUGCUCCUCAUGUGGCUCUGGCCCGUCGAUGCGGAUCAUCCGGGAGUCUGUCCGAAUCACCUGAACUUGAAUCUGUGGGUGGACGCGCAGAGCACCUGUGAGAGGGAAUGCCAGACCGACCAGGAUUGCGCUGCCUUUGAGAAGUGCUGUACUAAUGUGUGUGGCCUGCUGAGCUGCGUGGCGUCCCGUAUCUCUGACGGCUCCUCCGAUGACGGUCAGUCGGGGGCGGGAGUUUCGGCGGGGGGUGUGGCUAGCUGUGAUGGGUUUGUGUGCAGCCAGCAGGGGGCGGUGUGUGACGUGUGGGAGGGGCAGCCGGUGUGUAAAUGUCAGGACCACUGUGAGAGCGAGCCCAUCUUCACCUGCGCCUCCGACGGCCUCACAUACUUCAACCGCUGCUACAUGGAUGCAGAGGCCUGCGUUCAGGGCGUCACGCUCACCGUGGUCACCUGCCGUUAUCACCUGUCAGGCCCAAACACCAGCCCUCUGCCGCAGGACACCACGGCUCAACCCACGUCCGCCGUUGACGACUCCGAGCCCUUCCCGCCGACACUCCACUCCAACCCUCAGCAGCAGGUGAUUUAUCAGGGCGGGACGGUGAGCUUCCACUGCGACGUGACCGGACACCCACAGCCGGACAUCACCUGGGAGAAGCAGUCCGAGGGAGGAGAGAGAAUCGUCAUGCGGCCGGAUCAGAUGUAUGGGAACGUCGUCAUAACCAACAUCGGUCAGCUGGUGGUGUAUAACGCCCAGGUGUGGGACACAGGAAUCUACACCUGCAUCGCGCGAAACACCGCCGGAGCACUGCAGGCCGAUUACCCGCUUUCUGUCGUGAGGCACAACAGCGAAGACUUCUUCGACGACCCAGAGGCGGGUUUGCCGUUGGGACAGCCGUUCUCGCCAGCCGACUGCUUGGCUGCCGUGGAGCGGGGUGAGUGUGGGGAGAAGCGGGUGGACUGGUACUAUGAUGCGGCCCGGGGCGAGUGCCAUGCGUUUGCGCACGGAGGCUGCGAGGGCAGCCGCAACCGCUUCGAGACAUACGAGGAGUGCCGGGCGUCAUGUCAGCGCGAGGGGCUGGGCGUGUGCUCGCUGCCGGCCGUGCAGGGCCCCUGUAAGCUCUGGGAGGCACGCUGGGCCUACAACAGCCUCAUGAAGCAGUGCCUGGCCUUCGUCUACGGCGGCUGCCACGGCAACAAGAACAACUUCCGCACGCGUAAAGAAUGCGAAGCCACCUGCCCGCAGCCCAAGCAGCGUCAGUGUAAAAGCUGCCGGCCGAGAGGAAAGAUCGUGGCGAGUCUUUGCCGCAGUGACUUUGCCAUCGUGGGAAGGCUCACAGAACUAAUCGAGGAGCUGGACUCGGGAAUUGCGCGAUUCCACCUGGAGCAGGUGCUGCGUGAUGAGAAGAUGGGCCUGCAGCUCUUUGAAACGCAACAUCUGGAGGUGCUGCUGGCGCGCAUGGACUGGAGCUGCCCAUGUCCUAACAUCACGCAGCACCACGAGCUCCCCCUGCUUGUGAUGGGCGAGGUGCAGGACGGCACGGCCGUGAUCCUGCCGGACAGUUACGUCAGACCCAUAUCUGAUCGACGCCUCAAGAAGAUCCACGAGGUUCUGGGCAAGAAGACUUGUGAGAUGCUGCACAGGUUCCAGGACUGAUCUGGCAUGGAUCUGGUGGUGUGGGCAUGACCCAUGUAUCAACUCUGAUACAUGUGGUUUGUAAAAACUUUUAAGCUAUUUAUGGAGAAGCAUGACACCCGCUGAGUUGAUGAAUUUAUUGAUAUGUAUAAAAACAAUGACAAUAGGAAACUUUUUUUUUCAAAAUUAUAUUCAGCUACCCAGUCCACUCAGAAACAUUCAACAAAUAAGGUUGGGUUAAAUGGAGAAAGAAUCUGGUCUAGGAAUAUCAAAGGAAGACAGGCUGAAUAUUUGUUCCAUACAGACUUCUUCUACCAGUCCUGGUCCGUGGAGAGAUUUCUGCUGGUAGUCUUAUCAGAUAGUUUGUAUCCCCCGCACUGGUGAAAUUGGAAGGGGUCUUUGCUGGAGGAACUGUGUGGGGAACAGCUGGCAGAUCAUAUACAGAUUCAUGUAUUUUGGAGCUGCACAGCCAUUCAGUCGUACUGGCUGGAGGUAACAGAAGUAAUACAUAAUUUAUCUGCUGAUGGAAUUGACUGCUCUUUCUCAACAAUUUGUAGCUCAUUUGAUGAUGAAAAAUAAGUACCUUUUAAAGAUAUUAUUAGCAGCUGGAAAGAAAUUGGACAUUGAGACCAGUGUCCAAACGUGGAGAGAAUGACUGUUUCAUUAAAUUUACAGAUGGACAAAUAUUUGCAAUACUGGGAAACAUGGACUGUGUUAAUGCCUUUGUCAAGUCAAGUCAUCUUUAUUUAUACAGCGCUUUAAACAAAAAAGAUUGCGUCAAAGCAACUGAACAACAUUAAUUAGGAAAACAGUGUGUCAAUAAUGCAAAAUGACAGUUUUGUGACAUGUUUAUUGACUAAUGUAUAAUCUGACAUAUUUCCAUCAAGGUGACUAAUGUAAUGAUGCAUAGGUAACCAAGCAAUUGUUCAGUUCUAAUGUUAUAGCAUUUUUUUCUUCUUCACUUUUUCCCCCAAAAAUAUGUUUAAAAAAUACAGGACUGUUAUGAUACUUUCAUUGUGCUUAUAUGAGCUUUAGGAGCUUGACGGUCACAGCGAACAUUUCUCAUCACUCAUCCAUCUGCAUUUGUGUGAGAAAUAGAAUCAUACGGAGAGUAAAUGAUGACAGAACUUUUUUUUUUUCUUAAAUAUUGUUCCUGCUGGAGGCAUUGCUUUUUAUUUAUUUGUUUAUUUUCUAUUUCAUAUUUCCUGUUAGUAGUUUAUUUGAUUUCUAUAAUUAAUAAUUGUUUAUAUAAUUCUCAUUAUUCCUAAGAACAUAGAUCUAGAUAACAAUAUAAAACUCCAUAGUCACGGGAAGAAGGAGGCGGGAACCGGCGAACACUCAAAUCAAACUUUAAUAAUAAAAUAAACACAAAACAGCGCGACAGCCCCUCACGGGCGAC